AUGGAUCCUUCAUCGCCAUACUACAUCCCCUUCACCAAUCUCGACAUCUGGUGUACCUGGAAAGGCACCAACCAAGCAGACGUGGAAGUCCUCAUCUCCGUCGAUGUCUAUUGCACGCCCAACACCGAGUUCCUCGUGCUAGAUACGCGCACACCCUCGACUUCUUUCGUGAAGGAUUUCUCUCUUUCGAAGAAGGGGGAUGAUAAUGAGAAUGAAACUGCGCCUGGACCUGAGGUGGUGCUUCGAGAUGUGAACGAUGUUGAACUUGGUGCUGGGCUGGAUGACGUCCCCGCUGUGCAUGUUUCUUCUCUCGAUGUGAGGCCCGUCACGCCGAACCCAGAAUCCAUCACCGAGUCUGAGCAAGACUUGCCAGAUCUGGCUCCUCUGGGCACACUACUCCUCGAUCCACGUACCGGCUCACCACCCUCACCCUCAUCCUCACUCCCCGACGCGGAGAGUCCCUCUGCCGUCUCGAAUUCGGAGAGUAUUAUCGUGCAGAAUGAGUUGCAUCGGGACGGGUUUUUGGGCGAUGAUAUACUUCCUGAUCCGUUUCUGGAGGAAUUGGAGCUGGAUAGUUCGCCUUUUCAGGAUAAGAUUCAGGACCGCGAGCAGGAUCUGGAUCUGAAUGCGCAGGAUUCGGAUCAGCUUAGUUCUACUCUCGGGAGCCCGGAUCGAAAGACCGGCGGAUCACCUCGAGUUCUCGGAACAUUUCUUCCACGCAAAAGAUCUGCGAAGGCUGCUUCAUUGCCUGAUUCAGUAACAGACUCGGAGAGAGGGUACAAUAGGGGAAAAAAGGUCGUCGCAGCGCCUAGCCUUCCAUCGACACCUUCCCCGAUCAAGCACUCUCACUCUACCGGUUCCAACUCGAAUUCGAACUCAGAUCCCCACCCGCGCAGCUUGAUUCCUCGUCCUCGUUCCCGUCUCAGUCGUGGCCAGUCUCGUUCUGAGUCGAGCAAGGGCUCGCUGCACUUCUCGCUGCCCUUCUCGCAACCCCUCUCACCAUCCCCUCGGAAGUCUGCGCCUAUUCUCGAGGCCGACUUCCGCCGAUUCGAGAAUGAUAUCUCGCCGCUGUUCAAAGAGAGCAAAACCAACACAAAGGGAAAGGAAAAGGACGUGGGUCUGGAUCGUCGGGUAUUGAAGCAUAACGAUGGAAGUUCCAUUAUACGCUUGUCCACGCGAUUCCCUGUCACACCUUCCAAAUCCAGUCAUCAGGCUCUCGACGAAGUUUCUCGGACCCAGUCUGAUCUGGAGAAGCUUUCCACCGUUGCAACUAUUGGGAGUCCGUGUGACUUCACCGGUCUGCCGGGAGAUUCGGACGAUACAGACAAUGCGGACAAUGCUUCUUUCAGUGUUAGCCCUGGCCAGUCCGGUGCUGCUGUUCUCGUGCAACCAUUGCCCAUUUGGAUCACGGAUAACAAUUCCGCGGAUGAGGGCGAAAAGGAACCAGAACCACGCCUUACAUUCACGGCGGGGAGGUUUCACAUAGUCACACCUUCUGGUAUGGAACCCGCGGUGUAUCAAGUCAAAAUCACCCUUUCGGUGCCGCUACAGGACGGUCGACCUGGUUGGCGCGAACUCGUUGUUCCUGGCUUGCCGCGAUUGCCGACGGACGAACAUGGCUACGUGUACUUUGUCAUUCCGCAGAAUACCGGCUUGGAAUUCCGCACAAGUCAUUUGAAACGAUACAAGAUCGUUGAAGGUUGUCUUAUGGGCCAGAUGCUCAUAUCAUCUCGGCUAAUCCUACCCCUCCGACCCUGCCAUUCGAAUUUCUUCGGUUAUAUCAAGGAUUUCAACGUCGGUCAAGAAAUAGACGAGGAUAUUUUGUCAGACAACGAAUCAUUUCGUCUCGUCAGAUAUCACGCCACCUGUUCGAUCAAUCUCAUCCAAACCGAUUUCUGGGCCGAAAGAUGUGGCCUCUGGCUAUAUAUCUAUGGUGGCCCUCAGGGGGAGUUUUGCUGCUCCCUGCAGAAACCCGGCUAUCAAGAUAUUCAUCUCCAGCACCCGGGAAAUGGCAAUGCAAUCGGUGUUUCUCGGGUGGAGAUUUUGGCUAGUCGAUCGAAUCUCGACAAGUUUGCCAUCACGUGGGAAGUGAAAAUCGCCAAAGGAUCGCGAAUCAGAAUGCCUCGUAUCAGAUCGAACAAGUAUAACGAAGCUGGCAUUGAGGAGGAACUCCGUGAGGACGUUAUUCAGAUACAAGAUCUCGAAUCCAUCAAAGUCGAAGCAAUGUACAAGGGCUCCGGAGUUGAAUUUCUCCUCACUGGCCCAAAGGAAGAAGUAGAAGUCCUUUCUAUCCCUUCUACCACUCUGCAGAGUAUCAAAUCACGAAUCCGCUGGUCAAAGUGGUUGAGUUAUAUCAAUUACGCCUUUGACCCAUUCCGCAUCUGGUAUUCCAUAAUGAUUUUCCGCGAAUACUGGACGCGCUAUCAAAUGGGGGUUCCAUAUCCCUUUUUCAGAAGACAGUUCCCUGAGGUUUGGUGUGCGGGUGGAGAUCCGGAUCGUCAUUGGCACCUUUUUACUCCCGUUCAUCCUGAGGUUAAACGCAUUGCUGAGGCUGUGGCUAGAGCAGGUGUUAAGGAUGAUGAGUAUCAAAUCUCCUGUGCGCUGGAUGGAGAUCCGCCUGUUCUGCAUGAUUGUUCUAUUGUUAUUUUACCUGGUGUUGAUGAUCAACCAGAGGGGGUGGGUCACAUCUUGGUUGACGUGGAGGAGUCUGUUUCUGAGACGGUGAAUGAGAAUGAGAAUGUCUCGGAUAUCGAGCCUGUGCCUGAGCCUGUGCCUGAGCCUGUGCCUAUGCGUCUCCGGGAUAGAAUUGAUUACUUCCUAGGAUGGAAGGGACCGGUCGUGCGCGGGGUCUUUAGUUGCUUGUGA
Molecule: messenger RNA, 2865 nt
Organism: Penicillium cosmopolitanum
Lineage: Eukaryota; Fungi; Ascomycota; Eurotiomycetes; Eurotiales; Aspergillaceae
Exons: 3
Coding region: 1-2865 (954 amino acids)
Source: RefSeq, a predicted model, not a curated record